AUGACCACCAAUUUCAGGGGAUUGUUGGCCACUGAGGGAUUGUCGGCAAAUAUUUUGUCAAUUUCCGGCCAAUUGGCCUCUAGUUUCGGAUCAUCCCGAUUAUCGCCCUGGUCAUCUACUGUAAAUAUUUUAGUAGUGAUAAUUAUUUUGACGGUCGCACCGGUAAAAACUACCAGUGCUUUAGUUAGUGAUAGCAUAGUAGCUAAUAGUUGGAAAAGUGUUCAGAUAUUUACAGUCUAUGACAACAACGGCUUAAAUAUAGAUAACCCGAAACUGGUGGCCAAUUGGGAUGAAAUUGACAAAAUAUUUGCCGACAAUCCCGCAGUGGCCAACAACCCGCUCAAAUUGUUGGUCAUAUGUGGUGCACCGCGAAUCGGUAAAUCAACGUUUGCCAGUCUAUUGUAUCUAAACAAUGACCCGAUCUAUCAAAAUAGUGACAAUAAUAAUAAUAAUAAUGAUUUAAUAAGUAUUGAUAAUAUUGUCAAAAUAUUUAAUACAUCAAAUGAAGAUUUUCUGGCCAAUACUAAAGGUGUUUGGAUAACACCGGUUCCCAUACCUGUUAGGGAACGACCCGAUAGUGAUAUACUAUACAAUGUGUUUAUUGUUGACGUCGAGGGUAUAUUGGGUCCCAAUUCCGAUCAAUUUAUUUAUCAACAGUUAUAUGUAUUAUCAUCGAUGAUGUCCUCGCAUUUUAUCUAUUAUCUCAGACAUCCAUUCAAUGAAUAUCACGAACAAGUACUACAAUUGUACACAACAUUAGCCCAAACCGUACAGUCGUUGAACGAUAAGCUCAUAUUAAUGCCGAGUAAUUUGAUUAACGAAAACAAUUUCCGUUACGGACGGGUAGAUAGCGAUAAAUAUCUGGAUCGGUUGAACAGGGAUGCAAAAAUUAAUCUAGGAAAGUUUACGAAAUAUUUCAAAAAAAUUGAAUGUUAUCUGAUGCCCGAACCGGCCGAACCUAUGCGCACCAGUAUGUUGGACGACCAGCUGACACACUAUACAAUGGCUGAUAUUGGACAGCAAUACAUGAAAUAUGUACGCGAUUUUCGGUGGCAGACAAUGGCCAGCGGUUUUGACGGCUUGAAAACAUCGACUAAAGGCUACCGAAUGAGAGGACUGGACUUUCAUCAGUCGCUGCGGCCGUUGUUUGACUUAAUUACAAGCAAACGUUUAUCGAAAAUACCGAAUCAAAUGGAUAUGCUAUCCACUGAUCAUUACCGCAAUCUGGUCGACAAACUGGUCAGAAAAUAUGCCGAUCAUCAGUCAACUGCCGAUUGUUUGUUUGAUGUCUAUAACUGUUUAAUAAACGGUAAACAACUAGAUAUCCGACACCAAGAUUUAGUUCAACAAUUGUUGACACAAUUUAAUAAAACAGAUAAUCCGUAUGAAUUGUGGUCAAAGUCGGCGAUAGACGACAACAGUCCUAAUAGUUUUCAAUAUAAAUAUUAUGACAAACUUAAUGGCCAGUUGUCGGCCAUCUAUGAAAACGGUCUAAUCUAUCGCCAGUGUUUCAAUCAGUAUCGCACUGGUAUGCGCCAGGCUAUACAUGGCUUGUUUGACUCUAUACUAACUACUGGUACAACAAAAGUAAGAGACAAUCAGCAACAGCUCCGGGAUGUUAACGAUUUGCUACGAAAAAAUGCUGAAAAUAUCUAUACAGAAAAUGUGUAUAAACUAAAUAUAUUGGACUAUAAUAUGGCCGACAAAUUGUUGGCUACAUUGGACGACUAUUUCGAGGCCAAUGAACCGAUAGUAUCGGAACUAUUGGCUCAGGUCGACAAUUACGAGACUCAAUUGAUGGCCUGUAUGGGCGAAAAAUCUAGUGUUUGGUCAGCUAUAUUGGGCCGAUAUAAUCAAUGGUUGGCCGCCCAUCAGGAGGUGUUUCCCGCUAUUCAGGACCAAUUAGAUCAACGUAUACGGGAUCAGAUCGCCAGGUACUCGGGUGUGGUUGACUGUCCGGCCAUUGACUAUAACCAAGUGUUUAUCAAUAUAACUGAUAAACUGUUGGCCUCUCAGUCGACAUACGGCUACUAUGGCGACAAACUGGUCGACUGUCUAAUACUAGCCGCGACUGGUAUAGUAGUCUCAACUACCGGUCCCUUAUUGUCCAUUCCCUGUACCCUAGGCUUCGGUAUAUUUGCUGCUAUUAAAUAUCUAUAUAAUGAUUCAUACAAUUGGAUAUUAAAUCUAAUAUAUACUGUCGACAUACAAAUAAAACUACUUAAUAGGACAAACAUUGAAUUCUACAUAUUUCUAUUGGACAUAUUCGUAUUGAUCAUAUUGACCGCCGAGUUUUCGGUUAGACUGUGGUCGUGUUCGGUAAUACCGAAAUAUCGUCGGCUCAAGGGUCGAGUCCGGUAUCUACUACACCCGUAUCGACUACUGGAUCUGCUAGUGAUAGUCAUAUCGGCAUCGGUACUACAUUUUCAUUCGAAAGCCCAGUUACUGUCCAUUGGGCUCAGGGGUCUGAAAAUAUUCCAGAUCUACGAAAGCCGUCUCAUAUUCAAUGUCGUAUGGGAUCAACGUGUGCACCUGGCUAUUACCCUGUACAUAUCGUUGUUGACCCUACUGGCCAUGUCGUUUUUGUUUUAUUUUGCUGAACGUGAUGUCAAUCAACAUAUUAAGUCCAUACCCGAUGCUAUGUGGUGGUCAUUGAUCACUAUGAGCACCGUUGGCUAUGGCGAUAUAGUACCGCAAACUCCACUGGGCAAAUGUAUAGCCAGCUUAUGUAUUGUAGUGGGUGUGUCCAUAUAUGCCCUACCGGCUGGCAUAUUGGGCACUGGUUUGGCACUUAAGGUAGAAAAACAUCAACAACACCAGGCACUGGGCAAACGUCGGGUACCGGCAGCCCGACUAAUUCAAAACUAUUGGCGCAGGCAUGUACUGGAGCAUCGGCACCGGCAGCAGCAACAGGAACAGCAGCACAUACCUACUGUAGUUCAAACAUCAACUAAACAACUAUCGUAUCGUGUAUUGAACCGCCAGGAGCUGAUUGCCUACAAGUUUAUCCUAUGGCUCAGGUAUUUGGUUGCCAGGCGCCGGUUUAUCGACACUACCGGCGGCACCGGCACCUGUACCAACACAACAGGCUGUAGACAUGGUUGUGGUGGUGAACCUAAUCUAUUACUACAUCAUGACAACGAUAUGAAUCUGGAGGAACAGUAUCUAACUGGACAGCACUUAUUAUGCCAGCAGUUACGUGAAUUGCAGUCACAAUUUAGGACAGGUAUUCAGGAAACUAAUAGGAAAAUCAAUGACAUCCAAUAA
This is a messenger RNA of Oppia nitens, 3267 nucleotides long. RefSeq lists its product as uncharacterized. The transcript is spliced from 8 exons. Gene Ontology annotation, cellular component: membrane. Gene Ontology annotation, molecular function: voltage-gated potassium channel activity; GTP binding; GTPase activity. NCBI's taxonomy places the organism in Eukaryota, Metazoa, Arthropoda, Arachnida, Sarcoptiformes, Oppiidae. The record is from RefSeq and is a predicted model, not a curated record. The coding region runs from base 1 to 3267 and encodes 1088 amino acids. Gene Ontology annotation, biological process: potassium ion transport.